AUGCCCACCUAUGACAACCCUAUGCCUCAUCCCAACCAUAUGCCUACUUCCACAUCAGACCCAAUAACUCGACGAAAAUUCACCCGGUACCUUCGAUCUCUGAAAUACGACCUACUCAAUUCUCAAGAAGUUCGAACAGAAGACAACAACGUAAUAGAAUCUUUAAAUAUGGAAUUACAAGCUAAAGAUUCAAUAUGGACUCAACACGUUGGCAUCGUUAGUUUUAAUCCUAACAUUCGCAUUUCACCAAUAUUUAUCAUGCUUAACAAACAUGCAGUUUUUAAAACAUUUUACAUCGAUAUCAUUGAAUUGCCUUUAUUGAAAGAUGAAACUGAUGUCGCACACUUUACUAAAUACUCCAACUUCUUGAUAACAGGAGAUUUUAAUUACCAUCACUAUACAACAUAUCGAUCCUCAAAUUCGCAAUGUCCUCACCCGAUUAGAUCCUGGAAACAGACUCUCAACCAACACCUCUAUGACUGCAUCAAUUCAGAUGACAUAACAGAGACGUAUUCAGUGGCAAAUCCACAUAUCACUUUUAGUCGGGGCAAUUCACGUACUACAACUGAUUACAUUUUUGCAUCGCUAGCAAUUAAAGCAAGUAUGACCAAAUCUGGUGUCGAUUUUAUCAACCCGGACUGGACAGACCACGCCUUAAUCUCUAUUGAUCUAGUAUUAGUGAGUAAAAAACAUGGGAAAGGAAUCUAUAGAGCAAAUCCGGCAUUGGCCAAGAAUAAGCGUUUCGUUGAGCAACUGUCCACGUUGCUUCAAGAAUUGAAACCAGAUACAGCAAAUAGCCCCCACAACUCCCCUCAGCUUGAAUGGGACUCUAUGAAGAGAAAAGUGCGACAGUUCUGUGAGCGCUUUUGUCGUAUUUGGACGUCUAAGGAAGAAGUUCAGGAAAUUAUCAACGAUGUCCAAGAUGCAGAUGUCGAAAUGAGUGAGGUUGACUCCAUGGAGGAAGGUACCCCGGAACCUGAGGCUGAAGAAGAAGAAGUCAAAUCUACAGGAACUGUCCAUCCCCCUGCCCCAACUGUUACCAUGGCUAAAAAAGCAGUCAACAUUUUUAGUACUCCCCGUAAGGCUGUAAAAACGCCCGAAACGAUGAUGUCUUUGACCGAUCGCAUCCUUAAGUAUCGAGUCACUCGUGACGCUUAUCGCUCGAGAAUGAUGGCUUUAAUGGAUGUUGAGCCGGCUACCAGUAUCAUUGAAAAUGAGAUUAAUGAGUACCAGCGUAAACUGGAUCUCAUGAUUAAGCGUAUUGAAUCUCUGGAGGCCAGUAUGAGCCCUAAGAGUGAAGAUAAGCUUGACUAUCGUAAUGAUCUUGUAAAGGCUCCUGUCAUGAUCCUGUUACAUCUUAUGCCCCAAAUAUGCAAUAUGAGUAACCAGCUUUCAGACUCAAUAAUUAUCAUUGAUCUGUCAGCUCUUUAA
Messenger RNA from Mucor mucedo, 1431 nucleotides. RefSeq lists its product as uncharacterized. Lineage: Eukaryota; Fungi; Mucoromycota; Mucoromycetes; Mucorales; Mucoraceae. The transcript is spliced from 5 exons. The coding region runs from base 1 to 1431 and encodes 476 amino acids. The record is from RefSeq and is a predicted model, not a curated record.